Ornithodoros turicata is the source of this 712-nucleotide messenger RNA. RefSeq lists its product as uncharacterized. The record is from RefSeq and is a predicted model, not a curated record. The transcript has 5 exons. Bases 58 to 684 code for a protein of 208 amino acids. NCBI's taxonomy places the organism in Eukaryota, Metazoa, Arthropoda, Arachnida, Ixodida, Argasidae.
CAUACCUUCUGGUGGGCGCCUUUCUGGUGGGCGCUGCUCGCAACGGCGGAGCGUCACAUGAGGAACGACCCUCCGGUGGACUUGAGCAACGCUCUUAUCAGGCUCAUUAUCAAGUCUUACGUCGACAACCUGGUACGAGAGCUGCGUUCCGAGGCUUUGCUCAAUGAUCCCCAGGAGCAGCUGCUACGCCGUCGCCUGGACCACCUUUACGAGCACGUACAACAUCACCCGGCUAUUCGACAACGCUACCUGUGGGUAGGGCGGUCCAAGCCCAUCUUAGACCCAGACGCACCGCAGGGAAAGCGGCCUCGAAGAUAUAACGCGACUUCUGUGUCCGAAAAGAAAAGAAACGACCAAGUUUUGCCUCUGUCCGAAGAGAUCUGCCGAACGAAUACGGUCUGGGAACGCAUGAACAACAGCGUUGAUUCUUUCGGCAACGCCGUCGAGAUCGUCCAGGAAGAGGCCUUUCCGCAGUGGACCUUCGCUUACCGAUGUGACUCGUCGGGUGUUGCCUGCGUUGGUAUCGACGGACUAUAUAGCAGCGAAUGCACGGAGCGUCCGGGAUACGUGGUCAUGUAUCAUCGGAAGGUGGGGGCAGAAGACACAACACCUUCAUGGGGUGCAGUGGAAGUACCUCACCAUUGCACGUGCAAAAUCACGCCCAAGAUACGACAGGGUCCCUAGUGCCCAGCAAAGAAAAAUAAAAGAUGGA